AUAACUGCAGCAAAAGAGGAGAGGUGAUCAGCUGUGGUGUCUCUUACGUGGUGCCUUAACAGAAAUUUUGCUUGCGACGGGGUAUGUACAACGAUUUUUCAACAACUACGACACUGAGCUGAGCCAAGAAGAAUCGAGGAGGGAAGUUGGCGAUACAAGUAUAAUUGAUAAAAAGAGAGCGCGGAAGAGUGUCUAAAGGGGUCGUACCACACAUCCAAGCCGAUAACGAGUCGUUUCCCGCUGCCUUCUAUAACAACACGCUCGCCGCUUUCGGUUCUGCCUCAAUCGAGUGUGAUCAAUCAUCAUGGCCCUCAUGAGGAUGACAUUGUCUGCCCUGGCAAGAUCCAGGUUUGGAGCUCAAGCUUUACCAAGAUUUUCCGCUAAUGGCAAACCACGGCCACGGGAUAACAUGGUUUUCGGCUUUGUUGCCUGCAAUUUUUUGAGUACACAUCGAUUGACAAAGAAUAUCGAGCUGCUCGUCGAGGAUAACGUGCCGAUCACAAAGAAUGUCGACAAGAAAGUUAUUAUCAAUCCCAACGCCGAUGAACGACCUUUACUUGUACUUCUUUGCUGGUUGCAAUCCAAGCGAAAGCACAUCAUGAAAUUCGUCAAUUUUUACAUGGAACAAGGCUUCGACGUUGUCACUGUAUCUAUCACUCCUUGGCAGCUGAUGUGGCCUGUCAAUGGAUCGAGAAUUAUCGCAUCAGACCUGCUGGACUUUUUGGAUCAAAACAAACAAUACAAGCGUGUGCUUUUACAUGGUUUUUCUGUUGGUGGUUACAUGUGGGGUGAGGUCUUGGACUUCGUGCAUCAAGAUCGUAAAAAAUACGACCACGUGAUAAAUCGAGUUGUCGGCCACGUUUGGGAUAGUGCAGCUGAUAUAAGCGAAUUCACUAUUGGAACUCCAAAAGCUAUUUUCCCUAAUAACGAAGUACUUCAAAAUGCUACAAGAUCGUAUCUUGAAUAUCACAUGAAAGUUUUUCACAAACAAGCAACUCAAUACUGGAUUCGAUCAAGUCAACUAUUCCACUUGAACUUGGUUCGCUCGCCUGCUCUCUUCUUAGUCAGCAAAACUGAUCCUGUCGGGUCACUGGAGAGUAAUAUGCGAGUUCGAGAUUCUUGGGAAUCUUUGGGAACAAAGACAUAUACGAAGGUGUUUGAGGAUACUCCUCACGUUGGUCACUUCCGGGCUCAUCCCAAGGAAUAUGUAGCCGAGCUUUAUACUUUCUUAGAUCGACUACAACUCAUUCAAAACCAGGAGAAGAUUAGAGCUCGGCUGUAACAAGUAUCAUUACACAAAAAACAAUCAAAUCUAUUGCCAUAUACGCAAUUGUUUGUUCUACCGAUCCGAGAUUUUUGCAAGGGAGCGAUAAAGCUGAACGAUUUAUUGUUUACUUUUUUGUUAAGUAGUAAUACUUUCUUUUUUACUCCUUAUCGUUACGUUAUGUCUUUUACUUGUAAUAAUCUCACUUACAUGUAUCAAUGCAUUAAUUCCAAGUAAGUUUUCGAUCACACGACGCUCCCAUUAGUAUUUUAAGAAUGAAUAUUCAAGAGUUUCCUUUCGUUGGUUUCGAAUUAUGUAAUUUUUUUCUGUAUAAGGUUACAGCUGAUUGUAUAGAGCAACUUUAGAAACAAGCAUUCACGUGGAUAAAGAAAUUAGCUACUAUUUAGUUUAUGAAAAAGGUAUUUUUUCAAUAUAUUGUGUAUUAGAAAUUAAAAAUUUUUGUAUGUGAUUCACUGUACUAAUAGGAUGUAUAAAAAUAUUGAGAAUUAUCUUUUGUACUCACGAUAAUCAAAUUAAAUGAUAAAAUAAAGUCGAUAAAAUAUCUAUUCGC
This is a messenger RNA of Phymastichus coffea, 1835 nucleotides long. RefSeq lists its product as uncharacterized. Gene Ontology annotation, molecular function: serine hydrolase activity. Lineage: Eukaryota; Metazoa; Arthropoda; Insecta; Hymenoptera; Eulophidae. Bases 305 to 1282 code for a protein of 325 amino acids. The record is from RefSeq and is a predicted model, not a curated record. The transcript is spliced from 6 exons.